Molecule: messenger RNA, 1609 nt
Organism: Odocoileus virginianus texanus
Lineage: Eukaryota; Metazoa; Chordata; Mammalia; Artiodactyla; Cervidae
Source: RefSeq, a predicted model, not a curated record
AUGGCGGCUUCCGCGGCCGGCCUGGGCGGCGGCGGCGCGGGCCCGGGGCCUGAGCCGGGAGAUUUCCUGGCGCGCUACCGCCAGGUAUCCAACAAACUCAAGAAGCGGUUCCUGCGGAAACCGAACGUGGCGGAGGCCGGCGAGCAGUUCGCCCAGCUCGGCCGCGAGCUGCGCGCCCAGGAGUGUCUGCCGUACGCAGCCUGGUGCCAGCUGGCGGUGGCGCGCUGCCAACAGGCGCUCUUCCACGGGCCUGGCGAAGCGCUGGCGCUGACCGAGGCCGCGCGCCUCUUUCUGCGGCAGGAGCGCGACGCGCGCCAACGCCUGCCGGCCGCGCUGGGUGCCUUCGCCGACGUGCUGGUCCGCUGCGAGGUGUCCCGCGUGCUGCUUCUGCUGCUCCUGCAGCCGCCGCCCGCCAAGCUCCUGCCGGAGCACGCGCACACCCUGGAGAAGUAUGCCUGGGAGGCCUUCGACGGCCACGGGCAGGACAGCAGCGGCCCGCUGCCCGAGGAGCUGUUCCUGCUGCUGCAGUCCUUGGUCAUGGCCACGCACGAGAAGGACACGGAGGCCGUUAAGUCGCUACAGGUGGAGAUGUGGCCCCUGCUGAGCGCCGAGCAGAACCACCUCCUGCACCUCGUUCUGCAGGAAACCGUCUCGCCGUCGGGCCAGGGGAUCUGAUGAAUCCCUGACGGGAACCCAGCCACGCUGUGUCUGUUCCCGAAACUCACGCACCGGCCUGCGCGUUUGCGGGAGCAUGAAAGACCUUGAUCCCAGCGCUUCUGCCUCUGCAGUGUAUCUUACUUGUCUUGCCACCGGAGGAAUGUUGUUUACUAAAGUCACCUUGUUUCCAUAACAGUGUCAGGAAAAAAAAAAAAAAAAAACAUAGAAUCGGAAGACACAGCUUACCUCACCAGGAAUUUCAGCAUAAACUUGAAAAUCCCUUGGGUCCCUUUCACCCAAUUGUCCCCUCACCCCGCUUCCCCCCGCCCCCAGAAGGCUUGCCUUUCCCUACAUCCUUGUUUCACACAGGAUUUAUUUGCGUAUCUCUGGCUUGGAACUCUAGCUGCAUGUUUUUCAUGGUGAAGCUGAUUCCUUAGCAUAUUCAGAUGUCUGCCUUCAUGAUCGCCCAGUUCCUCCUUUGUUUCAUGCGCCUCAUACGUUGGAAUCGUAUUCAGUCCUCUGCGGUUGUCACUACAGCCCUCAAUCUAUGAUAAAGCCUUUCUGACACUCCUGACUUGUGGUUUAGAUUGAUCUCCUCUGUAAAAUGGGAAUAGCUUAUCUACCUGUCAGAAGGCAGAAGCACAAACAGUUCCCUUUUAGAUCCGAGGUGGAUUCAUUCACUCGAAAUGGACACUGUGCCUAUGAAUCUACAGAGAUCAUUUGUGAUAUGGUCCUUAGCUGCAAUGCAUUUGUCUUCAAUGCAAAAGGGGUGGACCUCGGAGUAGGGGUGAGGGUGGGGUGAGCUCCAGUGCGAAAGUGUCAGAUGUGCACUGGAGUUUUCAUUUGUGGUUGUUCCGAGAGGUCCGGGUAAUCCACACGGGCAAGUUUUACUUGUAGUAUGGACCCUUCUACAAAUCUUCCUUUAACUCAAAUAUAUAAAAUUAGCAUGCUU